AUGGCUGAUUGUUCCGAUUUAUCAGCAAAAAAGAAUAAGAAGAAGAGAAAACUUAGUAGCCAUGAAGACAAACGACAAAAACCUUCCAAAUUGAACCGGAUUGAUGAUGAAUCAGCGAAAGAGAAGGAGGGGAAACUAGAAACCGAAGAAGUUGAGAGUCCAUGGAGGAACUUACAGCUGAUUUUAUCGAUUCAAAACAGAGAAAUUCAUCUUCAAAAGAAGGUUGAACUAGCUUUUGAUUAUGUGAAUUCGAGCGAGAAAGGAGGAGGAAACGACCCAGAUGAAGAUUGUGAAACGGUGAAACUAUCACGAGUUGUAGCAUUUCUUAAUGAUUGGGUACAGUCUCUUUUGAUUUCCACAGAUAAGAAAAUCAAAGUUCAUGGAGAGGGACCUGACGUUGGAGAUAUUGAGGCGUGCUUGGAUUAUAGAUGCUGGUUGAUUUUCAAGUUUUGCUUAGAGGAGUCUUUGAGGUUGCAAGUUCCUCUGACUUUUUCACGGAACUUUUUGCGGGCUAUAGGGUGCGUUGCAAGAAAUGCAUUGUCUGUAUUGACAGUCUCGUCUUUGUUUUCAAGAGAAUCGGUUUUUUCUGGUGCUGUGUCUAAAUUGUGUAGUGUUGUGCUUGAUAGUGUUUCUCUGGUAUUCUUAUCUCAUGGUGGGUUGUCGAAUGAGAAUUUGGACUUGUGGAUUUUGUCUAGUCUUCCGGUUCUUGAAUUUGUUUGCAAAGUGUAUGAUGAGAAGCUUGAGGGUGGCAAUGUGGGUGUUUUUGCUUUGCAGUUCUCUUGCCUGGUGCUUGAGCCAUUUGCCAAGUUCUUGAGGGUCCAUCCAACAAGGAAAAAUGGAUUUCGUGAUUUUGUGGAUAAACUCCUUGAGCCAUUGCUGCAUUUGUUGGGUGUCUUGCAUCUUCGUUUUGACGGAAGCAAUCCUGGUUGGACAAGAAACUUGGUAGUUGCUAUUGAAGAGGUUUUAUCACAAGGGUUUUUUCAUCCAAUCCACAUUGAUGGAUUUCUUAGCUUACGUGUUACUGGAAAGUAUUCUGGAUCCAAUGAUGGAGAAAAGAAAGAGUCAAAAACUGUCAUUCAAAGUUACCAUAGACAUUUCUUUGAUAAACUAGAAAGAAUUAUAGUUGCAAAGAAGGAAUUUGUUAUGAGUGGCUUAGGGGAACUCUUUCAUGUGCUUGUUGAUCGUGUGAAAAAGCAAAAAGGAACUCCAGUGCUGUCUGAAGAUAUGAAGAUGGUGAAGAGAACUGAAGGUUCAAGGCACUUGUCUGGUCAAAUGUCUAAAAUGUUAUAUGGUAGUAGUACACCUUCAGACAGUAGUUAUGGACACAGUAUUUUAAAUGCAGAAAAAAGAAAAUCACUUUUCAAUUUUUUCGUACAGAUUACAGAGCCUCUUUUGCUUGAGAUGAAUGGCUACCUUCGAUCUAAAUUGGAAGUUGGGCCUAUAUUGUUGGAUGUUCACUGCACAGUCAAAUCUAUUAAUAAUUUACUAGCCUGCUUUUUGCAUGAAAAGCUAUACGUAAAAACAGAGGAUAUAUCUGAAGGAGCUUGCCUUAAUUUCUUGAAGAAGGUCUACAAUGCUAUUUUGUCAAUGGCUACCAUUUUACUUUGUUUGCCAACAUAUAAUUUAGAUUCACAAACACAAGAGACCUUAACUUUAUUAGCAAGGGAGCUACUUGUUGCUGUGGGGUACUUUUUGGAUAUUGAGCAUGAAGUUAUUGAGAAUGAUUUAACCAGGUUAUGGUUUAUCAUACUUUCCUGCUUGGCCUUUGGCCAUUCAUUUAAGGAUGCACCAAAUCAAUGUUCAUUAACUUCUCAGAUACUAGGGCUCGGAUGCCAGCUGGUCAAGCUUUAUAGCGAACUUCGACAGUUGAAAAGCACUAUCUUUGCUCUCUGUAAAGCAACAAGGCUUAUAAUAGUACAUGACAAUGGUGGUGAUGCCGAGCUGAAUUAUGAUAGUUUAGGAUUCUGCAAAAUUUCCCUACCAUAUGCAUCAUAUGCAAAAGGGGUGGAAAUAUUGUUGUGCUCACAUGAGUUUAAACUAGCCAUUCGUAAUGGUAUAAACUCCAUACCAGAAGGGCAGGCCAGUGAAUGUAUUCGACAGUUAACUGUAGAUCUGUCAGAGUCUAUGAAAUGGAUGAAGACUAAUUGCUCAUUGGCAGAUGGGGAAGCAUUUGGUGACUCAAAUGCGAAUUGCAGCAUGCAUGGUUUUGAUCUCCAAUUGGAACUUUUUGGAAGAGGAUUGUCUGAAAUAUACGUACUGGUGCUAGAUUCACUGAAUGUCACAGUUGGGAACAGCAUCAUUGUUGGACGAACUAUAAAGGACUUGAUGGCUGUAAUUCGACCGUACCUGAGUAUUCUGGUUGGACUGGAGCCAGAGAGUGUCAAUGAGUUCAUCUCUUCCGUGACAGGAAGAACUUCUGAUGUCAAGCUUGCUGGAAACACACAUGAUAUGCUGAAAUUUGGAGUGUCCACCCACUGGGUCCUUGUAUUCUUUUCUUACGUGUACAUGUCCUGCCGAAGCUUAUACAGGCAAGCAGUCAGCCUUAUGCCUCCAGAUGUAUCAAGAAAGAUGUCAGCAGUAAUGGGAGAUCCAUUUACAGCAUAUUCUGCAAGAGAUUGGAUAGACAAUACUGUUUGGACAGAUGGGGGCUAUUUUUCUUGGAUUGUCCAACCUUCAGCCUCUCUGCCUGUCAUUAUACAAUCUGUUUCUUCCAUUUAUCUUCAGGGAAGCACGACAGAUUGUUCUCCUCUGAUUUAUGUAUUGUAUACUAUGGCUCUUCAGAGGCUUGUUGAUUUGAACAGGCAGAUAAAGUCUUUAGAUUAUAUGCAGCGAAGCAAUGAUAAUAUUGUCCAAUUCAAGUUGCUUGAUGAUGCUGGCUUGUCACUGUACCGCAAAAGGAGCAGAAAGUGGAACAAACACAUUGCUACUUUGAAGCAGGAGGCAGCCAAUCUUACUGAGUUCAUGAUGAGUUACCUCUUAUUACUGGGCAAUGAACAACUUCCAGUCUACUCUUCUAAUGCUGCAACUUGUCCGGAUACCUGCCACCAAGCUCUGCAUGGAAUUGAGAAGUGGGUUUUUGCUGUCUGUUCUGUGAAUGAGAAGUCAUUACCUGCUGCAAUUUGGUGGAUUAUUUGCCGAAAUAUUGAUAUAUGGUCCAUUCAUGCUAGUAAGAAGAAGUUGAAGAUGUUCCUCAAGCAUGUGAUCCUUACUUCUCUUCCAUCUAUAACGAAAAGCUGUACACAGGGGGAAAGGCACCAUACAACUGAAGCUGGCCUCCAGAAUAAAAUUUCUGUUCAUCAAAUCUCAGCAGAACUUCUGGCUGAUUCUCUUCUGUAUGAACAUAAGUUUGUUCGCAGGCAUUUGGCAUCAAGGUUUUGCAAUUUAUUGGAGAAAUUAGUCCUGCCGCUAUUUGGGGAUGUUGAACUGAAUGAGUCACCUAAAUGGCAAGAGGAUUUAAGUGCACUUGAAAACUCAUAUGUUGUUUCAGGCAGAAAGUCCUCUACAUUUGAUGAGUUUGCAGAGGGGAAACCGACCUCCCAUUUAUUGUCUGAGAUGCCUGCAGAUAUUUCCGAAGAAUCAACCAUCAUGAAAUUUACAGCGUGUCAAAGUUUGCUUAGGCUUUUGUGUUGGAUGCCAAAAGGAUAUAUCAAUUCAAAAUCAUUCUCACUUUAUGUCACUUGCACGCUGAACCUUGAAAGGCAUUUGAUUGGCCACCUCUUAGAAUGCGGGGACUCGUUCUUCUCAAAUAGACAGUAUGAGCUUUUAAGGUUGCUGGUGACCUGCCGGAGGGCCCUAAAAUACUUAACUAUGUCAUAUUGUGAGGAGAAAAUUGGAAUUACUCAAUCCUCAUUCAUUCCUAUUCUGUCAGAGGAUGGACGUUCUGUAUUAUGGCUUUCCAAAUCAUUGUCUGUGGUGUUUAGGCUUCAAAAGAAGCUAUCCAAAGAUAAAGCUUGUGAAGUUACAGAUAUGAUCUUCUCAUUGAUGGAUCACACAUCGUAUGUUUUCCUGACACUAAGCAAAUAUCAGUGUACUUGUGCAGUGGACUCCAUAAUUGCUGAGAAACGUUAUACAGAGCAACCCAAUUCUGAUCUUGGCCAGGAACAGAGCAGUGUAAACAAAUCUGAUCCAUGUGUGGAUACAUCCAAUGACUUUGAAAGCUGGAAAAGUGUUCUCCUCAUCGCUGAAAGUUUGAAGGAGCAGACACAAGACUUAAUUAUUUCUUUGAAGAAUGCUCUUUGCAAGAAAGUUGGAGAUGAAAUCGAUGUUGUUGAUUGGAACAAAUUGUCUUCAAUUGUCUCUUGCUUCAGUGGGUUCAUGUGGGGCCUAGCAUCUGCGUUGGACCACACAAAUGCAACAGAGAGUGAUUAUAAGGUCAAGCUGUUGAGAUGGAAAGGUGAACCCAUCUCAAAAAUCAAUCAUUGUAUAAAUGUGUUUGCUGAUUUUAUUUGUUUUUCCUUUCACAUGCUGUUUGUUGAGGAUGGUCACCGACCUGAACAUUUAUCUGAUGCUCGAUAUUUUGUAAAGUCUGAUGAUAGCGGCAGUUUACUGGGUUCAGGUGACUCUUGGAAAGCUACCAUGGAUAAACAUAGUUCACAGUUGGAAAGCAGUACCUCUAUUGCCAGUGUUCUAAGUAAGCUUGACCCAUAUGAAUGUCAACCAUUAAAUAAGGAAUGGCUGCAAAGUUUUCUAAAAGGCGAUCAUCCUAAAGCAGCAGUAUUGAUCAGGCAGCUAUUAAUUGCUGCUUCAGCUAUUGUGAGGCUCAAUUUGCAGACUAAAAGAACUCCCUCGUUGUCUAGCUUGGUGCCAAGUUUUACUGGCAUAUCUCAAGUCUUGCUCUUGAAGUUAGCAGAUAGCACUGAGGUGCCAAAACCAUUCUCUUUUGUUUGGUUAGAUGGUGUUCUGAAGUAUUUGCAAGAGUUAGGGAGUCAUUUUCUCAUAACUAAUCCUACCUUGACUAGGGAUGUGUAUACAAAGCUACUAGAGUUACACUUGAAGGCUAUAGGAAAAUGCAUAUCUUUACAGGGGAAAGAAGCUUCUCUGGCUUCUCGUGAUAAAGAAUCAAGCACUAAGAUACACCACAGUCAUAGAGUAUCAGCAUCUCUUUCUCAUCCAUACCAUUUGGAUGAAUUUAAAGCUAGGUUGAGGAUGUCAUUCAAAAGUUUGAUAAGAAAACCAUCAGAGUUGCAUCUUUUGUCUGCAAUACAGGCAAUAGAAAGAGCACUGGUUGGAGUGCAUGAAGGCUGCCCAAUAGUUUAUGAGAUUAAUACUGGGAAUGUAGAUGGUGGAAAAGUUUCUUCAACUGUUGCAGCUGGCAUUGACUGCUUGGAUCUGAUUCUGGAAUAUGUUUCAGGUCGCAAACGUUUAAAUGUUGUUAAAAGGAACAUUCAGAGUUUAGUUGCUGCUUUGUUCAACAUAAUUUUACAUGUGCAAAGUCCAUUAAUUUUCUAUGGGACAGCAUUGGGUAGUGAAAGGGAUAAUGGACCAGAUCCAGGAGCGGUCAUUCUUAUGUGUGUUGAGGUACUAGCAAGAGUUUCUGGAAAACAUGCUUUAUUUCAAAUGGAUUCCUGGCAUGUAGCACAGUCUUUACGUAUACCAGCGGCACUUUUUCAAGAUUUUGGUCAACUGAGAAUUUCUGAAGAUCCAGCUGUAUCUAAUUCCUUGUUAUCAGGCAACCAAGACUGUAAUCCUGUGGCAGGCAUGAAUUUCUUUGUUGUAGAUAAACAAUUCUCUGUGGAGUUGUAUGCUGCAUGCUGCCGGUUAUUGUACACAGUUCUGAAGCAUCACAAAAGUGAGUCGGAACAGUGCAUUGCUUUACUUCAAGUAUCUGAGCGUGCUCUUCUUCAUUGUUUGGAGAUGGUUGGUGUUGAUUUAUCAGUCAGAAAAGGUUAUUUUUCAUGGGAAGUACAAGAGGGAGUAAAAUGCGCUCAUUCACUCCGGAGGAUUUAUGAGGAGUUACGGCAGCAGAAAGAUGUAUUUGGCCAGCACUGUUUCAAGUUUUUAUCCAAUUACAUUUGGGUGUAUUCAGGAUAUGGCCCGCUUAAAACUGGCAUCAGAAGGGAGAUAGAUGAAGCUCUGAGACCUGGUGUGUAUGCUUUAAUAGACGCUUGCUCAGCAGAUGAUCUUCAAUAUCUGCAUUCCGUAUUUGGGGAGGGUUCUUGCAGAAACACAUUGGCUACUUUGCAGCAUGAUUACAAAAUGAAUUUCCAAUAUGAAGGAAAGAUCGAAGUUUUCUCUGAUUUUGGCCGUGAAAUAUUGACAACAUUUGGCAGGCAACUUCAGUCCGGAUGCGGUGGCCUUUGGUGA
Molecule: messenger RNA, 6303 nt
Organism: Dovyalis caffra
Lineage: Eukaryota; Viridiplantae; Streptophyta; Magnoliopsida; Malpighiales; Salicaceae
Source: the annotation of a GenBank genome assembly